AUGACUCACAUAUUGGAGAUGAACUUGGAAUCGUUCCUACCACCAACCUCAAUCCCCAAGGAAUUGGUGGCCACGCUAAAGGUUCCAGUUGAGUUGCAGCGCUUGCUAGCUUUUAUCUCAAGCCUUCCCUGUAUUCCAUUGUCUAUGGAAGAUAGUCUACCAAACUUAGCUCCGGAUACCCUACCAAUCACUUGUAUGAUAUGGAAUGUACAAGGGGCUGGGAGUGCAAAUUUCAUUAGAUCACUAAAAGAUCUAAUUCGAAUUCAUAGACCGAAUGUUUUGACUCUUGUGGAAACUCAUAUGGGUGGGGAGCAAGCAGUCAAAAUUGCAAAUAUCAUUGGCUAUGAUGGACAUGAAAGGGUCGAUGCCAUGGGUUUUAGUGGCGGAAUUUGGGUGUAUUGGAAAACAGAUAGUGUUACAGUCAUCCCUAUUGUUAAACACAAUCAACACAUUACCAUGGAAUUUUCGAGAGAUGGAGCUAUGCCAUGGUAUUUUUUGGCAAUUUAUGCAAGUCCGGACCCCUUGAAAAGAAAUGAUCUAUGGCAAGAAUUAAAGAAUUUUGCUGAGCAAAAUAAUAAACCAUGGAUGAUUACAGGUGAUUUUAAUGUCACAAGAUUCCCCUCGGAAAGAAAUACCUCUUGCAAAGAAACGGACAGAAGAUCAGCAAUGUUUAACAGUUGGAUUGAUGAGAUGGAGCUCAUUGAGGUGGAGUUCUCAGGGGCAGCCCACACCUGGGCUCGUGGACUCUCAUUGGAAACGAGGCAGAGUAGGAGACUUGAUAGAGCAUUGUGUAAUGAGGAAUGA
Messenger RNA from Chenopodium quinoa (quinoa), 804 nucleotides. RefSeq lists its product as uncharacterized. NCBI's taxonomy places the organism in Eukaryota, Viridiplantae, Streptophyta, Magnoliopsida, Caryophyllales, Amaranthaceae. The record is from RefSeq and is a predicted model, not a curated record. The transcript has a single exon. Gene Ontology annotation, molecular function: catalytic activity. The coding region runs from base 1 to 804 and encodes 267 amino acids.